Messenger RNA from Penicillium salamii, 1017 nucleotides. The record is from the annotation of a GenBank genome assembly. NCBI's taxonomy places the organism in Eukaryota, Fungi, Ascomycota, Eurotiomycetes, Eurotiales, Aspergillaceae.
AUGUCGAUCGGGAACGUUUUCGAACGUCGGGAGAUCGAACUGAUAUUUCCCCGACAGCACAAGUCAAACCUAAUUUUGGUGUGGUUGGGUAUAUUUAUCAUCUUUCUCACAGGCAUAGCAUUUAUCCUUGCAAUUUUAUGGGUUCACUACACCAGUACCGUGCUUGCGAUUUUAGCCGCAGUAGAAGAUGUGAACGCUGCUACCUACAUUAGCCUUGACGAUGAAGGCCCCAAAGAUCCCGAGACUGGCGAGCCAAUCCAUGCAAAGCCCAUCACCAGCGGACUACGUUCAUCCAUUAGACACCUGCGUGCCCGCGGCGGCCUGAGGGAGUGCUUCCGGGGCCUGCGCAUGUCCAUAGAUGUUGGAAUGGCGGAGUUUGGUAUCAGAAUUAUGAUAAGCCUUGUGCUCCCGGUUAGCAUGAGAUCUUUUCUCGGCUUCCUUGUUCUGGACUUUAUCGCCCGCAUGCCCUUGGCAACAUGGCAGAUGGCCUGGGUCCAUCGUGUGAUCGCCGACAAGUCCCCUCAACACAGGCACCGGCGAAUACUUGGGUAUCGAAAUUGGCCGAGGAUUGCCCCCGCAGCUGCUUUGUACAAUUUCGCCAUGUCUAUGACCAUUUCACUUACUCCUGCGGUGUUUAUUGCUGUCUGGAGCAUGUUGGGCAUUGUAAGGCCGUUUGAGGAUUGGGAACUUUGGCAAUAUAUUGCUUUUGUCUUGCGGAUACUCUUCGGUAUUGCCUUGUCUGUGCCUGCUAAGAUUAUUUUCGCUCGUGUCGCUGCCUCUAUGCUGCCGGAAGAAGAUGUGCCUAUCUUGCCUUUUGACCGUUCAUUCGAUGGUAAGGUGGCUGGCGUGAGUGGAAGGGGGGAACUCGGCCUUUCGGAUGCCUGGACCACUUUUGGAUGGUCUGCGCGCAUUCGCUUUGCGAAGAUUCUCUUCAAGGGUCUUGGUAUUGAGAUUGCCCUUGUUUGUAUAGGGUUCAUUUUGAUCUUUUUCGAGUGUUGGGCUAUCUCAUUGAUCUAA